Messenger RNA from Musca vetustissima, 240 nucleotides. RefSeq names its product cuticle protein 4.9-like. Bases 1 to 240 code for a protein of 79 amino acids. Lineage: Eukaryota; Metazoa; Arthropoda; Insecta; Diptera; Muscidae. The record is from RefSeq and is a predicted model, not a curated record. The transcript is spliced from 2 exons.
AUGUUCAAAUUCUUCGCCAUUUGCUUGUUCGCCGUCCUUGCCUGUGCCAUGGCUAAGCCCGCCAUUGUUGCCGCUCCCUUGGCUUACUCUGCUCCUUAUGUUGCUGCUCCCUAUACCGCUGCCUAUGCUGCCCCAUACACAGCUGCCUACACCGCUCCCUAUGCUGCUGCUGCCUACUCUGCCUACCCAUAUGCCUCAGCUUAUAGCGCUUAUCCUUAUGCUACCGCUUUCCUUCGUUAA